This is a messenger RNA of Pollicipes pollicipes, 2495 nucleotides long. RefSeq names its product small conductance calcium-activated potassium channel (gene SK). Lineage: Eukaryota; Metazoa; Arthropoda; Thecostraca; Pollicipedomorpha; Pollicipedidae. The record is from RefSeq and is a predicted model, not a curated record. Gene Ontology annotation, biological process: potassium ion transport. Bases 1 to 2487 code for a protein of 828 amino acids. Gene Ontology annotation, molecular function: calmodulin binding; small conductance calcium-activated potassium channel activity. The transcript is spliced from 14 exons. Gene Ontology annotation, cellular component: membrane.
AUGCCGGCCCACUACACCAAAGAGCCCAGCCGCUCCGUGCCGGUCCACUGCACCACAGAGCCCAGCCCCUCGGUGCCGGCCCACUGCACCAUAGAGCCCAGCCCCUCCGUGCCGGCCCACUGCACCACAGAGCCUAGCCUCUCCGUGCCGGUCCAUUGCACCACAGAGCCCAGCCCUUCCGUGCCGGUCCACUACACCACAGAGCCCAGCCCCUCGGUGCCGGCCCACUGCACCACAGAGCCCAGCCCCUCCGUGCCAGCCCACUACACCAAAGAGCCCAGCCCCUCCGUGCCGGCCCACUACACCAAAGAGCCCAGCCCCUCCGUGCCGGCCCACUACACUACAGAGCCCAGCCCCUCCGUGCCGGUCCACUACACCACAGAGUCCAGCCCCUCCCCUCGCGCCAGCUCCACGGAGAACCUGAUCCCGCCGGAGGAGUCGCCGCAGACGCGGCCGCGACCCGUCAUCACCACCGAGUCACCGCCGGCCGCCGGACCCGAGGGAGGCGCGCGCAGCUUCCCGGACAUCGAGCUGCACUGCCGGCGCACCUACCUGUGUCCGCAGGCGCUGGCGCGCCGCCGCUGCUCCUGCAUCAACAUCCACCGCAUGGGCUCACGGGACUCGGUGUGCUCGGUGACGGGCGGCGGCAGUCGCGACAAGAUCGUGCGCCAGCAUUCCCAGCCGGAGACGUGCACCUCGUGCCACCAGCCACGCUCGGCGGCCAGCCUGCGCCAGCUGCACUGCCACGAGCCGGGCCGCAGCAGCGAGUUCGCCGAGAUCGCCGCCGACUCGCUGCGCAUUAACGGCGCCAUCCGACAGUUUCGUCACCUGCGGAAGCCGGUGUCGACGCUCUCCAUACCGGGCGCCAUGAGGUGUUCGGCCGGCGCCGCCAGCGGCCUCAAGGAGGGCGAGGACCCCGGCAUCGCGCUGGUCGGCGUUCACAGCGAGUAUCCUCGCUACGCCGACGAACGCAAGCUGCCCAAAGCCCAGAAGCCGUCCGUCGGCUACAGGUUGGGUCGGAGAAAGGCACUCUUCGAGAAGAGGAAACGUAUCAGUGACUACGCCUUGGUCAUGGGCAUGUUCGGCAUCGGUAUGAUGGUGCUGGAGAACGAGCUCAGCAGCGCAGAAUUCUACGACAAGGGAUCUCCCUGCUCCACGGCAAUCAAGACUUUGAUCACGGUCUCCACGCUUGUGGUGCUUGGUCUCAUUUGCGCCUACCACGCCUUGGAAGUGCAGCUGUUCAUGAUUGACAACUGCGCCGACGACUGGCGGAUCGCCAUGACCUGGCAGCGCAACGUGCAGAUCUUCACCGAGCUCAUCAUCUGCGCCAUCCAUCCGAUCCCCGGCGAGCACUACUUCAUGUGGACCACCAAGCUCUCCAACAACGGCCACAGCGGCCUGACGGAGAGCCGGCGCGUGCCAGUGGACGUCACGCUGUCGCUGCCCAUGUUUCUGCGGCUGUACCUCAUCUGCCGCGUCAUGCUGCUGCACUCGAAACUCUUCACCGACGCGUCGUCGCGCAGCAUCGGUGCCCUCAACCGGAUAAACUUCAACACGCGCUUUGUGCUGAAGACUCUGAUGACCAUAUGCCCGGGCACAGUGCUGUUGGUGUUCAUGGUGUCGUUGUGGAUCAUCGCCAGCUGGACGCUCCGGCAGUGCGAGAGGUACCAUGACCAUGACCACGUCAACCUACUCAACUCCAUGUGGCUGAUAGCGGUUACUAUUUUGUGUGUGGGCUAUGGAGACAUAGUACCCAACACAUACUGUGGCCGAAGCAUUUCCGUGGCAUGUGGAAUGAUGGGUGCCGGCUGCACCGCUCUGCUAGUGGCGGUCGUGUCCAGGAAGCUAGAGCUCACGCGCGCAGAAAAGCACGUUCAUAACUUCAUGAUGGAUACGCAAUUUACAAAAAGGUUGAAAAACUCGGCCGCCAACGUGCUGCGAGAGACGUGGCUGAUCUACAAGUACACCAAGCUGGUGAAGCGGGUAAAUCCCGGCCGCGUGCGCACGCACCAGCGCAAGUUCCUGCUCGCCAUCUACUCAUUGCGAAAAGUGAAAAUGGAUCAGCGGAAGCUGAUGGAUAAUGCCAGCACGAUAACGGACAUGGCAAAGGUGCAGAAUUCGGUGUACGAGCUGGUGGUGGACAUGAACGCACGCCAGGAGCUGGCCGAUGAGCGCGUCAGCAGCAUGGAGGAGCGGCUGGCCAACGUGCAGGAGCAGCUGGAGCAGCUGCCCGAGGUGCUGCAGCGCUGCCUGGCCGCACACCAAGAGCAGCUGGAGCAGCGCCGGCAGCCGCAUACACUGCACCCGGAGAUGGCGCUGCAGCGAUCGCCGCCGCGGCACCCGCCCAUCACGCGCUCCACCAACGUCACCUCGCUGCCGGCCGUGCCACCGGUGGUACGCAGCAACACGGUUAACACGCCGCCGACAGCGCCGCCGCCGCCGCGCCGGACGCUGCCACACAACCACCUGGGCACAGGGGACGCGUGACGCCCCGG